CCUUGGCACCUCCCUGCCUAUAUAAUGGGGAGUUCUGCACACUCCACACAACUCCCGUGACCGCAACCGUGGACUUCACCAUGAUUUUCUCACUCCUUCAAGGUUUCACAUUAUUAGCUGUUGCAGAGAUGUCUCCAUAUAUAAGGUUGAGACGUGACGUGGCUCCAGAAGUGCUCGGACUACCCAGUAACGCCACAUCGAUCCGCGAGAGCAUUGACACCUCGUUCACCUGCGACGCGCGCGCCUACGGCUACUAUGCUGACCCAGAAAACGACUGCCAAGUUUUCCACGUUUGCUUGCCGGUCCACUUCGACGAUGGUGGCGAGCAAAUCUUCAAGUGGAGCUUUAUCUGUCCCCAAGAGACGGUUUUCAAUCAGGAAACGUUCACCUGUGCUCGAGAGGAAGAUUCCGUAGACUGCCAGGACUCGCCUCUCUUCUACUCUCUGAACGACAGGUUUGGCUCGGCCAACACUCUUCUUCCCUCCUACCCGGAUACCACCGACGAGCUGCCUACCAUCCAAGCCAACUCAUUCUACGAUAAUUGACUUACAGACAAAUAAAGAUUCAUUACACUCUA
Molecule: messenger RNA, 577 nt
Organism: Homalodisca vitripennis (glassy-winged sharpshooter)
Lineage: Eukaryota; Metazoa; Arthropoda; Insecta; Hemiptera; Cicadellidae
Exons: 4
Coding region: 81-545 (154 amino acids)
Cellular component (GO): extracellular region
Molecular function (GO): chitin binding
Source: RefSeq, a predicted model, not a curated record